AUGGCGUGGUCUGCCCUGAUGCUGGCAGCUUGCCUCCUCGCGGUGGUGCCCUCCAACGAUGCAGCAGACUGCCUGUCCCUGUGCUCCCUGUGUGCAGUGAGGCCUCAGGACGGGCCCCAUCCCAUCAACCCCCUGAUUUGCUCCCUGGAAUGCCAGGACCUGGUGCCACCAUCAGAGGAGUGGGAGAGAUGCCAGCGCUAUUUGUCUUUUUUCGCCGCCUCUGCCUUUGGGCUCCUGGGCAAGGAUGACGUGGAUAACGAGGUUGCUUUGGAAGAAGGGUACAGUGCACUGGCCAAGCUCCUGGAGCCCCUCCUGAAGGAGCUGGAGAAAAGGCAGUUCCCCACCAGCGUCUCGGAGGAAAACCUCAAGGCUCUCUCCGGCAGGUUUAGGGAUGGAAAGGAGUCUGAGCUGCUGGUGGGUGCCGAGCAGAUGAAUGACGGAGCCACGCAGACUGACGCACUGCAUUUCAACGAGGAGGUCUUGAGGAAACAGGACAAACGCUAUGGCGGCUUUUUGCGCAAAUACCCCAAGAGGAGCUCAGAGAUGGCUGGGGACGAGGAUGGGGGCCAGGAUGGGGAGCCGGUAGGGCAUGAGGACCUAUACAAACGCUACGGGGGCUUCCUGCGGCGCAUUCGGCCCAAGCUGAAGUGGGACAACCAGAAGCGCUACGGCGGCUUCCUUCGGCGUCAGUUCAAGGUGGUGACUCGGUCCCAGGAGAACCCCAAUACCUAUUCUGAAGAUCUAGAUGUUUGA
Molecule: messenger RNA, 753 nt
Organism: Arvicola amphibius (Eurasian water vole)
Lineage: Eukaryota; Metazoa; Chordata; Mammalia; Rodentia; Cricetidae
Gene: Pdyn
Product: prodynorphin
Exons: 2
Coding region: 1-753 (250 amino acids)
Biological process (GO): neuropeptide signaling pathway; sensory perception; chemical synaptic transmission
Cellular component (GO): dendrite; plasma membrane; neuronal cell body
Molecular function (GO): opioid receptor binding
Source: RefSeq, a predicted model, not a curated record